Plectropomus leopardus (leopard coralgrouper) is the source of this 4193-nucleotide messenger RNA. RefSeq names its product neurabin-2-like. NCBI's taxonomy places the organism in Eukaryota, Metazoa, Chordata, Actinopteri, Perciformes, Serranidae. The record is from RefSeq and is a predicted model, not a curated record. Gene Ontology annotation, cellular component: actin cytoskeleton; postsynaptic density; dendrite. Gene Ontology annotation, biological process: neuron projection development; calcium-mediated signaling; actin filament organization. Gene Ontology annotation, molecular function: actin filament binding.
AGUCUGCUCGCUCGCAGGAGGAAUCAGCUGCAGGACAAUGGACCGUCUCCGCCGCGGAGCUUAACGGGCACCGGGCUGCUUCUGACAACCUGGAACAUAAGGAGGUGAGUGUCAAACAGCUGCAGGAUGCUGCCGUCCUCGUCCCCGCUGACCUGCUGUUCUCCGCGGGGCAUCUGAUCCGCCAAACAUGAUGAAGACUGAACCCCCGGCGGCCUCGGGGGGCAACGGGUCCUCCGGUGGCAGCGGGAGCUCGAACCUGCGGAGUCCGUCGCCGCACCGCAACGCCUACGAGGCGGGGCUGGCGGCGCUCAAGAAGGCCACUGACCACCUCAACAAUGCUGCCAACGGAGGCUCCGGGCCCUCCUCCAAACCCGCCCCUCUGCCCCGCCCCACCGGGAGGGCGAAAUACGGAUCCAACGUUCACCGCAUCAAGAACAUGUUCAUGCAGAUGCAGUCUCCUGGAGACGACGAGGACGGGGCCAAAACGCUCGGUGUAGAUCAGGCGAUGAAACUGUCCCUACCGAGAGCGUCCAGCCUUAACGAGAACGUGGACCACAGCGCCCUGCUCAAACUCGGCGCCACGGUCUCCGAGAGGGUCAACCGCUUCGACUCCAAAGCAGGCGGAGAGGGAGGCGGCUUCUCCAAGCUGCAGGAGACCAGGAGGAUCUUUGAGCAGCGGACUCUGCAGGAGAAACAAGCCGCCACCAACCGGAUCCUGCUGAAGAAGGAGCGGGCGUCGGGCUUCCAGGACAGCCGUCUAGAUGUCGUGGCUCGCUUUAACGGCUCCACCGAGGCUUUGGACCGAUUGGACGACCCCCCUGCUGCUCCCGCUCCAGCCCCGCUUCCUGCUCCCGCUACUCUCCCCGCCCCCGCCGCUUCAAUCGGGCCCGGCGACGCCGUCAGCCCCACCGUGAGCCAGCUCAGCGCCGUGUUCGAGAAGGCCGAACAGCCAAACAUUGUCUACCUCCCCCAGCGUCGGUCAGGCCCCGCUCUACCCCCAAAGCCCAAACCUCCGGCCAGAGCCGAGGCUCCGGCGAGAAAGGGGAAGGUGCUCCCUCCAGGUAAGGAGGCGCGCGAGGAGGCGGCAGCAGGAGUUGCGAGCGUCCGUGCAGCAGAGCGCCCGGAGGUGGCUGCUUCUCUACAGAGGAGCACAGGAGAAGUGAAAGCCAGCGAGGAGAAGGAGGGGAGCGGACAGUCAGGAGAGCAGCUCUCCUCCUCCUCUUCGUCCUCGGUGACCGUCACUUCCUCCUCUUCCUCUUCGGAGGUUAAGCCGGAAUCGGAGGCGACGGCGACUGAAGCCGGGGGCUCGAGUACGGGGGCCGCGUCGGACACAGAGCCACAGGCGGAUGAACUGGACGGCUCCGGGGGCGGCUCUGAGGCCGGAGCCAGGCUGGUGCAGGCCGAGGUUCACGCCUCCCUGGAAAACGGAGAGAAGGAGCCUCCCGGUUCCUCUCCGUCCUCGGAGGAGAGAGAGGCGGACUCUGAGAGGAGGGAGGAGGAGGAGGAGAACGACGACGACGGGUCGAGGAAGGAGGAUUACUCGGAGGGAGAUCUGGUGGAUAUCAGCGCGUACAGCGGGCUCGGGGAGGAGGACUCUGGGGGCAGCCAGCUAGACGAUGAGGAGGACGAAGAAGACGAGGAGGCGUAUCAGCCGGAGACCAGCUGCUCCGAGAUCCCGGGCCUCCCCGAGGAGGAGGAGCCUCCGCCGCCCAACAGGAAGAUUAAAUUCAGCACUGGGCCGAUUAAGGUCUUCACCACCUACUCCAACGAGGACUACGAUCGCCGCAACGACGAUGUCGACCCGAUGGCGGCCUCAGCCGAGUACGAGCUGGAGAAACGAGUCGAGAAGCUGGACCUGUUUCCUGUGGAGCUGGAGAAAGACAGUGACGGUCUGGGCAUCAGUAUCAUCGGGAUGGGUGCUGGCGCUGACAUGGGUUUGGAGAAACUGGGGAUCUUCGUGAAGACGGUCACGGAGGGAGGAGCCGCUCAGAGAGACGGCAGGAUCCAGGUGAACGACCUGAUCGUGGAGGUCGACGGGACCAGCCUGGUCGGAGUCACUCAGAGCCUCGCUGCCUCUGUCCUCCGCAACACCUCCGGCACCGUCAGGUUUGUGAUUGGUCGGGAGAAGCCGGGGGAGCAGAGCGAGGUGGCUCAGCUGAUCCAGCAGACUCUGGAGCAGGAGAGGUGGCAGAGAGAGAUGAUGGAGCAGAGAUACAAACAGUACAUGGACGACGAUGAGGAGACAGGUGAGUACGCGACAGACGAGGAGGAGGAGAUGAGUCCCGUGUUUCCAAACUCCAUCGAGGUUUUCGACCUGGCCGAGAACCAGGACAUGUUGUCUCCUGUGGAGCUGGACCCCGAGAAGCUGGCCCACAAAUUCAAGGAGCUCCAGAUCAAACAUGCAGUGACCCAGGCGGAGAUCCAGCUGCUGAAGAGGAAGCUGGCUCAUGCGGAGCAGGAUAAGUUGCGUUGGCGGAUGGAGCGCGCUCAGUUGGAGCAAAACAUCCGGGACAGUAAAGAGAGGAUGGAGAAGCUGGAGGGCUACUGGAUGGAGGCUCAGUCGCUGUGUAAGGCAGUGGAUGAACACCUGAAGGAAACCCAGGCUCAGUACCAAACCCUGGAGAGGAAAUACAGCAAAGCCAAGAGGCUGAUCAAAGAGUACCAGCAGAAGGAGAUCGAGUUCCUGAAGAAGGAGACGGCUCAGCGUCGAGCGCAGGAAGAGAGUGAGGCUACACAUAAAGAGGAGACGGACAACCUGCAGGAAAAGAUCACAGACCUGGAGACCAAAGUGGACGCCCUGAAGACCCCCAAACCCUCCUAGACUGCUGCUACUUCCUCCCUCCUGUCUGUGACUGGAAGAGGAGGAACUCCGCCUUCAUUCUGACCCGGGCUGUAUUUUAUUCAAUCAACCAUUUACUGCACGGACGGGUGGGGUGAAAAAAAGAAAAAGAAAAGAAGAACAGGGAUGACAAUUCAAAAAAGACGAGGGCGACAUUCAAAGAGGAAACAAGCGGCCUCUCAUCUGACAUCGGCCAGCGGCUUCGAGCUCUGUCAGUCAAUAACCAAUCCCAGAAUGCUCCCUCUGUAAUACCCACAAUCCUCCUUGUGUGUCUUCCUGGCAACCGGCUUCUUGGCAAUCAACACGGAAACCACAUUGGACAACCUGUGCUUUAUUUAUGGACGAUCUGUGUCGGCUUCUCCUCUCUUCGAUAACCGCGUAGUACCGGGAUUCAUUUUAAAGAAGCGCUUCUACUGAACAGGCUCGUCACAAAGUGCUUUACAGAGCGACAGGCGCAAUAAUAACCGAGCAGGAGAGGAGGUCUUUCGAUUGUUGUUAUACUACUUUUGAACUUGCUUCCUUUUUGUUUUUGUUCGGGACUGGAUUCUUACCAAGAGGACAAACGUGUUUUCUGAAGCAUGACAUUCAAAAACUAAACGGAGAAAUGGGCCAGCGCAUUUUUAAAAGACAAAAAACUUUGAAAGGAAAUAGCCAAAACCUGCUGAUAGAUUAAAAAAAAACAAACUACAAAACACGAUGGCCGACAAAUUAGUGAUUGGUGACGAAACCUGUGACCCGGCAGAAUGCCCCCCCAAGCCUUCGUUUCUCUUUUCUAGCCUAAACUCUCUGCGAGCGACCGAAGGAAUCAGGCAGAGUUGUGCUCUUCAGGUCUGAACUGUGGUGGCAAAGUGUUUGUAUAUAUUCUAUACAUGUAUUUAAAAGUGUUUAAAUGGCUUAAGCAAUUAUCCGAGAGGAAGGCAGCGCAAUGAGCCGACGACUGCGAAGUGGUUCAGUAGACCAGAAUCAGUCAGUUUCAUCUCUUUUCUAUCAGCGUCGAUGGCAAACAGGGUGUGAAUAGUCUCACGUGCUUCUAACGGUGUGUAUUUGUUGGUGUUUACUGCAGUAUCUGUGUGUUUACAUGCACACCGGCGUCCAGAAAUUCUUCAGAUGGUGCGGGAUUUACAAAUCUACUCUUACCAAGGAUCUUAAAAAACUGAUGGGUGAAUUCACAAAAAAGAUGUAGCAGCUUUUGCAGCCGCUGAACUUAAACCAAAUUAGACACAAACACAAAAACAGUCAUUCUUAGUGCACUCACAAAGGCUCGAUGGCACCCUGUUCAAAUGAAGAUGAAGAGGAAGGCAUGUUCUCUUCACUCAAAAAUCACACCAAUAUUUUCAAGAAAAAAAUUACCAAA